CUCACUCAUAUAUAUAUAUAUGGCCUAUUUGUGUGUGUUGCAAGUGCUGUAAAACUCGUACUAAAACAAAAAUCUCAUUUGCUCUCUGUUCACACCGUGGGCACUAACAAAGGCUUGAUAAAUUGAUGAUGAUGAUGAUGAUGAUGAUGAUUAUUGUUGUUGUUAUUAUAAUUUCUUGUUAUUAUUAUCAUUACUAUUGAUUUUGUCUCAGGCGUGGUUUCAUUCUCUCCGUCAUUACAAUGUGGAACUUUGUACGAUAGUCGUCGCUAAGGGGGAGAACUAACUCUUCCUUGCUCCAGGGGCUGUAUGUGUGGUCAUCUCUUCAUGUGGUCUGUGGUCAUCUCUUCAUGUGGUCAUCUUCAUGUGGUCAUCUCUUCAUGUGGUCAUCUCUUCAUGUGGUCAUCUCGUGUGGUCAUCUCUUCAUGUGGUCAUCUCGUGUGGUCAUCUCUUCAUGUGGUCAUCUCUUCAUGUGGUCAUCUCUUCAUGUGGUCUGUGGUCAUCUCUUCAUGUGGUCAUCUCUUCAUGUGGUCAUCUCUUCAUGUGGUCUGUGGUCAUCUCUUCAUGUGGUCAUCUCUUCAUGUGGUCAUCUCUUCAUGUGGUCUGUGGUCAUCUCUUCAUGUGGUCAUCUCGUGUGGUCAUCUCUUCAUGUGGUCAUCUCGUGUGGUCAUCUCUUCAUGUGGUCAUCUCUUCAUGUGGUCAUCUCGUGUGGUCAUCUCGUGUGGUCAUCUCUUCAUGUGGUCAUGUCGUGUGGUCAUCUCAUGUGGUCAUCUCUUCAUGUGGUCAUGUCGUGUGGUCAUCUCAUGUGGUCAUCUUCAUGUGGUCAUGUCGUGUGGUCAUCUCAUGUGGUCAUCUCUUCAUGUGGUCAUCUCUUCAUGUGGUCAUCUCGUGUGGUCAUCUCUUCAUGUGGUCAUCUUUUCAUAUGGUCAUCUCUUCAUGUGGUCAUCCCCUGAUUCAGCAAUACUUACUGUGUACAGCUCUGUACAGAUACGCAUGUUUUAGUAAUUUCACCAUUUGCAUUUUGUGGCAUUUUUACCUUCUUUUUUUUUCUUUUUCCUGCAACUCGGUAGACCACAGGUGAGGCAUGUGGACAAAAUCACUUACUUCUCGGAAGUUAGCCUUAUGGACAUAUAUAUAUUUAUAUAUAUACAGACACACUUAUGGACACAUAUAUAUAUAUAUAUAUAUA
This is a messenger RNA of Aplysia californica (California sea hare), 1186 nucleotides long. RefSeq lists its product as uncharacterized. The transcript is spliced from 2 exons. Lineage: Eukaryota; Metazoa; Mollusca; Gastropoda; Aplysiida; Aplysiidae. The coding region runs from base 307 to 999 and encodes 230 amino acids. The record is from RefSeq and is a predicted model, not a curated record.